Molecule: messenger RNA, 2278 nt
Organism: Scatophagus argus
Lineage: Eukaryota; Metazoa; Chordata; Actinopteri; Scatophagidae
Exons: 11
Coding region: 270-1916 (548 amino acids)
Biological process (GO): negative regulation of autophagy
Source: RefSeq, a predicted model, not a curated record
UGUCGCCUCAUUGUACAGCUGUGCGCGUGUAGCUGCUCUCGAGCCUGACUAUGUUCAGAAAAGAAUCCCUCUAUAUAUAGACUCCUUAUCGUGAAACAAACAGAGCGCAGCUGCAGUCCUACCCAAGCAUGUAAACGAACAGAGGAGGGAGUUUGCUUUCAUUUUCUUUCCAGAAGCUAGAGGCAAGGAAGUGAUUUGAAGUGCCCAGCACAAGCUCAGCAGCGCUGGAGGGUUGGGGCUGGUUUUUUUACGUUUGUAACGGGCAUCUGAUGGAGUUUUCUGAGCACAUCAAGACCGCCAACGUGGAGGAUGUUGUGCUCCGACAGCCGCUGUACCCGCCGAGCAGAGGCACCCUGUGCAUCACCUGCCACCACCUGCUCUUCUCGGACAGGGAGGAGGGCAGCUCUCGGCAGGUUUUACUGCUCCUCAGAAACAUCGAUGCCAUUGAGAAAAGUGUGGAAAACCUUUUGGCCUAUUCGGGCCUCUUCUCUAACGCAAGCCAAAGUGAAAGGAUAUCUGGAUCUUCAGGAACCAUUACCAUUAAGUGUAAAGAUCUGCGUGUGCUCCAGCUUGACAUCCCAGGCAUGGAGCAGUGUCUCAACAUUGCACACUCUAUUGAGACCCUGUCCUGUCUGGACAAUGUGUCGGAGAUGUAUCCUUUUUUUUACAGACCGUCUGAUGUCAGUCUGCAGAACCAGUGGGGUCUCUCAUCUCCUGAAAAGCACUACAGUCAAAUGAAGGAACUCCAUGACAGAUGGCGACUGAGUACUGUGAACAGAGACUACUCGGUUUGUUUGUCUUACCCUCCAGCUGUCAUCGUCCCUAAGAACAUAGAUGAUGACAUGCUAAAGAAGGUGGCCAAAUUCAGACAGGGAGGACGCUUCCCUGUCCUCUGCUACUAUCACAGGAAGAAUGGCAUGGUAAUCAUCCGUAGCAGUCAGCCGCUGACAGGAGCCAAUAGGAAGCGCUGCAGCGAAGACGAACACCUCCUCCAGGCUGUGAUUGACGGCUCAGACAAAGGUUACAUUAUUGACACACGCUCCAGUCAGCAGGCACAGCAGGCGCGGAUGGCAGGCGGAGGGUUUGAGUCCAAAUCGUUCUAUAGUCACUGGAAGAGACUGCACAGACAGAUGGAAAGGGGCAAAGCACUGCAGGAGAGUUUAACUAAACUGGUGGAGGCCUGUGGUGACAAGUCCCACAAUAUGGACCGCUGGCUCAGUAAGCUGGAGAAUUCAAAGUGGUUGUCUCACGUCCAGACUGCUCUGUCAACUGCUGGCCUGUUGGCAGAGUGUGUGGAGAGGGACGGUCAUUCGGUUCUGGUUCAUGGCUCUGAAGGAAGAGACAGCACUUUGCUCGUCAGCACUCUGGCUCAGCUCAUCAUGGACCCACGCUGCCGCUCAAUGGAGGGCUUCCUGGCUCUGCUGGAGAGGGAGUGGGUACAGGCAGGACACCCUUUCCGGCAGCGCUGCGCCCACUCAGCCUACUCCCACGCCCGUCUCCAGCAGGAGUCCCCGGUCUUCCUGCUGCUGCUGGACUGUGUGUGGCAGCUGUGGCAUCAGUUCCCCCUGGCACUGGGCUUCUCAGAGGCGCUGCUCCUGAGGCUGGCAACAGAGGCUUACGCCUCCAACUAUGGCACCUUCCUGUGUAACAGCCAUCAGGAGAGGUGUGCUUUAGCAGUGAUGGAAAACACUCACUGUUUGUUCCAGGCCCUGUUGAGGCCCAGGGAGAGAGAUUAUUACUCUAACCCCCUGUAUGAGCCCACUGAGCUUGCAAUCUGGCCCUCAGUCCACCCUCAGUCCCUGCAGCUUUGGACAGGCUUUUUUCUGAGGUGGACCCCACAGGCUCAUCACCUUGAAGAGGCUCAGGAGGAAAUAAGGAACAUGGUCAUUGAAUGGGGGAAGCUGACACUCAGCUGAUGCCCUUUCAGUAUGUGAACAAAUGAAGAUGCUAUUGGUCUCGAACAGUUUCCAAUGUGAAAUUCUCUUUGACACUGGAGUUGUUAUUUAUGAAGUCUUGACAGUCUGCUGCAUUUCAAUGUACAGUCAUUUUUACUCUUUCAUAAAAUUGUAAAGAAGCUUUGCUGUUAAUGUAAUAUGAAGCUGUUUAAAUCACUGUAUUUUCAUACCGUAUUUUAGUAUGCUGCCUGAUGAGUCUUUUUCCAUUUUUUUGCAUUUUUUUUUUUUUGUUUUUACGAUCUGCUUGUUUUAGCCAGGUGUGAAGCACUUUGUAAUGUGGUUUUAGAAAAGUGCCCUAUGAAUAAAGAUUAUUAUAAUUUCAA